This is a messenger RNA of Gossypium raimondii (Peruvian cotton), 1072 nucleotides long. RefSeq lists its product as uncharacterized. The transcript is spliced from 3 exons. Bases 229 to 927 code for a protein of 232 amino acids. NCBI's taxonomy places the organism in Eukaryota, Viridiplantae, Streptophyta, Magnoliopsida, Malvales, Malvaceae. The record is from RefSeq and is a predicted model, not a curated record.
CGCGUCCAAAUGUAAAAACAUAUGAAUCAAUAUCUAUCAUAGACCCGCAACACAGGUUACCAGAUCUUCUCCAUCUCCAUCUCCACUUCUGUCUCAAUCUUUUUCACAAUUUAUUCUCUGUUUUGUCUGAACAUCUUUCUACUCUCUCGUCUUAAAGCAAAGAAAAAAAGCAGUCGAUUCCCUUCUCUCUAAAUUCAAAUUUAUCCCACUCCGGAUAACAAAAAAACAAUGGGCCCUGAAUCGAGCUCCGCAACACCAUCAUCAUCAUCGACACCGUCUCCAUCUGGGAAACGAAGCAGAGAUCCCGAAGAUGAGAUUUAUAUCGAUAAUCUCCACUCUCACAAGCGUUAUCUCAGUGAGAUAAUGGCAUCUAGCUUGAAUGGAUUAACUGUUGGGGACCCACUUCCUGAAAAUCUCAUGGAAUCUCCUGCUAGGUCUGAAACCAUGUUCUAUCCCAGGGAUGAAAUGUCUUGGCAAUAUUCAUCGAUGUCCGAAGAUUCGGAUGACUCGAGAUUUUGCGAGACACCUAUGAUGAGUACUUGUUUAUCCCAUUCCGAUAGCCGGCCUACUAGUCCUGUUUCUCCAUACCGAUAUCAAAGACCAGCGAAUGGUGUCACCUCUGCUCCUUCAACUAGUUCAUACCCUUUGCACGGGAAUGUCAGCACCAUCGGUUGUUCUCAGCCACGCCAAAGAGGCUCGGAUUCAGAGGGACGGAUCCCAUCCUCACCGAGUGAUAUCUGCCACUCAGCUGACUUACGGAGGGCAGCACUCUUGCGGUCCGUGCAGAUGAGAACACAACCUUCCAGUCCGUCAUCAUUUGAAACGCCAGUUGAGGAUAGAGAAUAUCAGAUUGAGGAGUGUUCUACAUUGGGUAUCUCAAAGCCUGAAUUUAGCCAAGAGAAAUCUUUGCAUAGUGAAAGUGGAUGAAUACGGUGAUUAGAGGUCUUCCAUCAUCGUUCACCCUCUUGUUUCACAUGCUUUUCUCAAAAUCUGGCCUACGGAACCUUUGUAAAAUCAGUCUACUGUUUAAACGUGUUAUUUCACAUCUAUAUAUUGGUUUAAUUCAAAAUAA